This is a messenger RNA of Malassezia restricta, 2193 nucleotides long. Its product is annotated as translation initiation factor IF-2. The coding region runs from base 1 to 2193 and encodes 730 amino acids. Gene Ontology annotation, molecular function: GTP binding; GTPase activity. Lineage: Eukaryota; Fungi; Basidiomycota; Malasseziomycetes; Malasseziales; Malasseziaceae. The transcript has a single exon. The record is from RefSeq and is a predicted model, not a curated record.
AUGUGGUGGCGAUCGACGGUGCGGUUCGUCGGCCUUGGGGCGCGGCCCAUGUCCUCGACACCGCGAUGGUGUGCCGAGGCACGGCGCGAUGUCCGCGCGCGAUCUGUGCCGAGUGCAAAGAACUGGUAUCGGCCACAGGUGAGGCAUGCUCCGCCGAAAAAGGAGGCGCGCCCCCAAGGCGGCAGCGCUCCACCUACUCAGAGGAAGGUAUCCCCACCGAAGCAGGUGACGCCGCUCGUAUCCCUUCCAACCAUUGUGUCAGUGCAUGACCUUGCGCGCAUUUUGCGAGUGCAUAUGCGAAAGCUCCAGUUUCGGAUGGAGCAGAUUGGAUUUGACGACACACGCCCAGACCGGCUCUUGAAACUCGAGGACGCCGAGCUCAUUGCCGCCGAGUACAAUAUCAUGGUCGCUACGAAGCAAGACUCGGAACUCGAUAUAUACCCCCGCCCAGCGCCGACGCCGGAGGAGCGCGCCACGCUUCCGCUGCGGCCACCGGUCGUGACGAUCAUGGGCCAUGUCGAUCACGGUAAGACGACGCUGCUGGAUACGCUGCGUUCGACGUCUGUGGCUGCCGGUGAGGCCGGUGGGAUUACGCAGCACAUUGGUGCGUUUAGUGUACCCGUCAAGCGCCCAGAAGGCGCGAUAUCCAGUGUCACAUUCCUGGACACGCCGGGUCAUGCGGCGUUUUCGACGAUGCGCAGUCGCGGCUCAUCCGUCACGGACAUUGUCGUGAUGGUCGUAGCGGCUGAUGACAGUGUCAUGCCGCAGACACGCGAAGUUAUUUCGCUCGUGCGCGGCGAUGAUCGGCACGUCCCUCUUGUCGUCGCGAUCACGAAAAUGGACGCGCCGAAGGCCGAUCCACAACGCGUGCGCUACGACUUGUGUGCCGAGGGUAUUGACGUCGAAGACUUGGGCGGCGAUGUGCCGUGUGUCGAGGUCAGUGCCAAGCAGGGCAUCGGCCUGGAUGCGCUCGACGAGACGCUGGCGGUCAUGGCCGAAAUGGCCGAGCUACGCGCCGAGACGAGCGGUAUGGCUGAAGGACGCAUUCUCGAGAGCCGCGUGGAAAAGGGCCGCGGCAACGUUGCCACGGUGUUGGUCCAGCGUGGCUCGCUCGCGUUGGGUGACGUGAUUGUCUGCGGCACGACAUGGGCCAAGGUGAAGCAGCUCAUGCAGCCGGAUGGGCGCGCGACAAAGCAGGUCCUGCCAGGCUAUGCGGCGCAAGUCGCGGGGUGGCGUGAGUUGCCGAAGGCGGGCGACCAGUUUAUCGGCGCGCCAGACGAGGCACGAGGCAAACGAGCCGUCGAGUACCGUCAGCGCAUCGUGAAAGAGCAGGCGUUGUUACUGGAUGCCGAGCAGAUUGACGAGGGGCGGCGCCGUAAAGCCGAGGCUGACGCACAGCGUGAGCGUGCCGAGCAGCUGACGCGUCGCGAAAUGCAGCGCCUCCAGCGUGCUGAGGAGGAAGGUACGAUGCAUGCGGAGGCCGUAGCGCAGGCCGUGCGAGCGCAGAACGUGACGGAACAAGAAGCGUCCGAGACGCGCGCUAUUCUACCGCUGAUUCUGAAGGCGGAUGUGUCUGGCACAGCGGAGGCGCUGGCUCAUACGCUCGCGCCCAUAGGCAAUGCGCGGGCGGGUGUCAAGAUCGUGUCGCAAGGCGUGGGUGACCUGACAGAGAGUGAUGUGAACGUGGCGCACGCGGUCGGUGCACACGUGAUUGGGUUCCAUGUCAAGGCAUCCAAGGCGAUUCAGACGCUCGCCGCGCGCAUGCAGCCGCCUGUGGCGGUGCACUGCGACGAUGUCAUCUACCGCCUCAUGGACCACGUCACCGAUCAAGUGGCGCGGCUGUUGCCUCCACGUGACGAAAUGCGCGUGGUCGGCGAGGCGCAGGUGGCUCAGCUCUUCCACAUCAAGCAGGGCUCGCGCCGCCCGCCCAAGUGCGUGGCGGGGUGCCGCGUGACGAAUGGUGUGAUCAGUCGUGCCAGCGAGGUGCGUGUCCUGCGUGGCGAUGACCGCCACGAGGUGUUCCGCGGCAAGCUCGAUACGCUGCGCCAAGUGAAGAAGGAUGUGGCUGAGAUGCGCAAGGGCACCGAGUGCGGCAUGUCGUUUGAUGGCUUCGAUGGCCUGCAGGUGGACGAUCAGAUCCAAUGCUUUACCAUGGUCCAAGUCCCUGCGAGCCUCCAUAGCUCCACGUCGUAG